Eremomyces bilateralis CBS 781.70 is the source of this 1576-nucleotide messenger RNA. RefSeq lists its product as uncharacterized. Bases 70 to 1497 code for a protein of 475 amino acids. Gene Ontology annotation, biological process: regulation of DNA-templated transcription. The record is from RefSeq and is a predicted model, not a curated record. Gene Ontology annotation, molecular function: DNA-binding transcription factor activity. The transcript is spliced from 4 exons. NCBI's taxonomy places the organism in Eukaryota, Fungi, Ascomycota, Dothideomycetes, Eremomycetales, Eremomycetaceae.
CAGAUUGUGUGAGCCGAAGAACUGUAAGUCGUAAGACAAUGCCCCCAAAGAACCGUGCAAAGAAGGACCAUGGAGAAAAGGCGCGAAGAUCAGAGGCGACUAAGAAAUAGACUGUCGCAGAAGGCUGUUCGUGAGCGAAAAGCUGCGCGUAUACACCAGCUAGAGCAGGAACUCGCUACUGUCACGAAAGGAAAUGACAGCGCCAGGGUUACUGAACUUCUGAACACAAACUCUAGGCUGCGGCAUGCGCUCCUCGACACGCGCAAGAAGCUUGCAAGCCUCUCUGCGACUGCAACACAGUUGGGGGAACAAAUCAAGGUAGUGUUGGAUGAUCGUGAUGAGGUGGAGCAGGAUUGUGAAGACGUUGCCAACCAGAUGGACUCCUGCGUGUUUGAUGACCAAGCUUAUCACCUCUGGAGGAAUAGCCCACAGACAUGCACUCAAUCUCCACAGACUAGUUCCACCGAAUCAAUAUCCAUGAACCAGGAGCGAGAACAUUUCAAUGGUACCGAGUUGAAGUUGAUCAAUCCAAGCACCAACGUUGGAGCUGAGGCAACUGAUAGAAAUCCUAUUCCUGGCCAGUCUGACAAAAUGCUGGUCUCUAUGGAUACAAUGUUCAAUGGCAGCAAACAUACUGAGGCAAUGCCCGACCUCUUUCUGGGGCCUCAUCUCGGACCCAAGCUCCACGUUUACUCUGGCUCGACUUUGUCUCAACAUCUUGGUCAUAUACAUGGACUUCUCCGACUGGGAGGGGCACUCGAAGGCGUUUCAAGUAUGCCGCAAGUUGUAGACAGCAUGUGGUCCGCGUUUCUCGAGCACGGUUGGCCAUCGUUAAAAUAUUGGUUCGAUGUAACCCAGUCAACACCACUCGCAACCCGUGUUCUCUGGUGGCAGACCAGCAACAGUCAUGAAGCCGCAACUCAAAUACCACCUGGUAAUACGCCUACUCUGGUCCAGCUUUCCCGGCCGAAAUACCCCUGUAUCCUCGACUGGGUGCCACAUCCAGGCUUACGUGACCUGCUGAUUCUCAAUUACGAAUUUUACGAUGUUGACCAAGUCAUAUGCGACAUGACGAAUGCAUUUGUUGUCGAGAUCGAAGACCACCGAACCAUCUUUGACGAGUCUCAUCCGGGGCUUUCUCUGCCCAUAGGCAAAGGCUAUGGCUACAACCUGAUGGAGCUUGUGGAGCGAACGUUGGUUUUUGGACCCAUGGAUAGCCAGAGCCAGCAAGAGCUUACGGUAAUGAGACUGCUGCAGAGCAUGGCAUCCUCGAAGAAUGCUUCGAUUGAACACCCAAUCCACCGCUUCAAGCUGGAUCCCAGGUUCUUUGAUCAAUAUCCCGCUCUCUAUGACGCCAAUGCUGAGAGCAAGUACCGGCCGAAGAACCUACCAUUUGUACAGAAGUCGCAGCUGCCGCUACCUUUCACGACGGAGACUGUUAAGGAGUAUAUGAAUGUGGCAUUACACGCGAAGAGUACGCUGGUUGCGGCCCGAUAAUGGACAUCAUGAUCCAAUGUAUUGCUCAUUGUCGUCAUCUCUCAACCGCUUUACAAGGUCUUAAUAGACUACCUAAUCG